GCAGCUUUAUUCCGGAAGACCUGAUAUCUGCGCAGGACUGUGAAAUGGCAAUGAAGCGUUUUCAGUCUUCAUGCACUGCCUGCUGGCAUCUGCCGCGACGGGCAGUUCUGAAGAGUAUGCGGACUGGGGACGCGUGUCCGCGGAUAGAGCUCAGAUCAUUGACCAAGGCGUCCGGUGUAGCUCAUAACAGACUGUCGAAGCUAUAUCUACCAUCUGGGACAGUCUCGGCUCGUGGGGAAUCCAAGGAGAGCUCGACAGAUGUUCUGAUACGCGCAGGCUAUAUUCGCAAGUCAUCGGCUGGAAUAUAUUCACUCUUGCCAUUGGGUACUAUCAUCCAGAGGAAGUUGAUGGCGAUUAUUCACCGAAGCAUGUCUAUGAUUGGAGCAUCCGAGGUGUCGCUACCCGCUCUCCUGACUCCGACAGCGUGGCAGGCUACCGGCCGUUGGGCCAACACUGAGAUAUACAAGCUAAAGGAUGCAAGCGAGUCAGAAUUCAUGCUGGCGCCCACACACGAGGAGGAGAUCACCACAAUCGUCGCAGACGAGGUCAGCUCGUAUAGACAGCUUCCUGUACGGCUGUAUCAGAUUGGAAAAAAGUAUCGCGACGAACUCAGGCCUCGGGCCGGAAUGAUGCGCGGACGGGAAUUUAUGAUGAUGGAUCUGUAUACUUUCGACACAACAGUUGAGAAUGCAAUGGCUACAUAUGAAGAUGCCAGAGGGGCGUACGAUUUUAUUUUCAAGUCUAUCGGUGUCGAGUACGCCGUUUCGGAAGCAGAUUCUGGAUCUAUCGGUGGAGACCUUUCUCACGAAUACCACUACAUAUCGUCAGCUGGCGAAGAUAAGCUCAUCAAGUGCGACUCUUGUGAUUACGCCGCCAACGUCGAGGUUGCAGCUUCUUUUCCACCAGAAGAGCACGCAGGGAAUCCGUUUGAGGUCGCUGUGACUUAUGGGCUUUUGGACGAUGGAACAUUGCUGGUAAUUUAUCAUCCGCCUGGUCGCAAGGUCAACGAAAACUUAAUCAAGAGAGAGCUACCGACUUAUCAGAUGGGAGAAGAAGAUCCAGUCGGCUCGGUUGUUGCAAAUGGUGACAUGAUGCUGCAGAAGAUGAUCAGGAUAUACGACGAACGAGUGCCAGAGAACUCUUCCCUGCCUGAUCUUCCUAUACAGGUUAACAUUGGAAAUAUCACAACCCUGCGGUUUCCUUGCGUCGAAGUCGAUCCGGAGAACUUCCCGAAUGAACAGUGUCCGAGCUGCGAGGGUGGAGUGUUGACCGCCUCGAAGGCUGUUGAAGUGGGGCAUACUUUUUACCUUGGGACAAAGUACUCCAAGCCUCUGAAAGCUACGUACCAAUCGAAAGACGGAACACAGCAGAUUAUCGAAAUGGGAUGCUAUGGUAUUGGCGUGUCUAGACUGAUUGACGUGAUUGCGGAUGUCACCAGAGACGAGCACGGUCUAUGCUGGCCAGUCUCUGUUGCUCCCUUCGAGGUUGUUAUUGUCACCAAACCGAAAUCUGAAGAGAUCAGCGAUGCAGCUACGACUCUGUACCAACAUCUGACAGAUGCAGGCUGCGAGGCGAUAAUUGACGAUCGUGAGGAUAAAUCGUUUGGCUGGAAGCUCUCGGACGCACGGUUCUUGGGAUUUCCGGCGAAUGUGAUUAUCGGAAACAAGUUCUUGAAGACGGGUUUGGUUGACGUUGAGAGUCGACGGACGGCCGAGAAGGUUGAGUGUAAGAUUGAUGAGGUUCCAGAGCGCAUUUCGUCGUUGCUGACUGCGGAGAGAAAUCUAGUGCGGUCUGCGCGAGUAGAAUAAGCUAAUAUAGAUGAGCUGAUUGUACAUAGUCGAGAUUAAUCACAGAUUAAUUAAU
Molecule: messenger RNA, 1863 nt
Organism: Myxozyma melibiosi
Lineage: Eukaryota; Fungi; Ascomycota; Lipomycetes; Lipomycetales; Lipomycetaceae
Product: prolyl-tRNA synthetase-like protein
Exons: 2
Coding region: 45-1808 (587 amino acids)
Biological process (GO): prolyl-tRNA aminoacylation
Cellular component (GO): mitochondrion; cytoplasm
Molecular function (GO): ATP binding; proline-tRNA ligase activity
Source: RefSeq, a predicted model, not a curated record